This is a messenger RNA of Capsicum annuum, 966 nucleotides long. RefSeq names its product homeobox-leucine zipper protein HAT7-like. Lineage: Eukaryota; Viridiplantae; Streptophyta; Magnoliopsida; Solanales; Solanaceae. The transcript has 3 exons. Gene Ontology annotation, molecular function: sequence-specific DNA binding; DNA-binding transcription factor activity, RNA polymerase II-specific. Gene Ontology annotation, cellular component: nucleus. Gene Ontology annotation, biological process: positive regulation of DNA-templated transcription. The record is from RefSeq and is a predicted model, not a curated record. Bases 7 to 852 code for a protein of 281 amino acids.
AGUAACAUGCUUUUUAGUAAGACAGGUACUAUGGCCUUUGUUCCUGGAGCACCUGAAGAGAAUGACCUCCCUCCUUCCUUCCCUGGCGUCUUUCCUCCUCCUUGUGCUCCUCAUCAAGAAUUUCAAGGAAUUUCAUCGGUGUUAAUGAGGAGAGCCAUGUCAUUCGACCAUCAAGAUUCGCGAGCAGACGAUAUUGACAUGUCGGAUGACGAUGGCUCUUCACAAUUGCUUGGGGAGAAGAAGAGGAGGCUUAAUAUGGAACAAGUAAAAGCACUCGAGAGGAGUUUUGAGAUUGGCAACAAACUUGAACCUGAGAGGAAAAUGCAAUUGGCUAGAGCAUUAGGGUUGAAGCCAAGACAGAUUGCAAUUUGGUUUCAAAACAGAAGGGCUAGGUGUAAAACUAAGCAAUUAGAGAAAGAUUAUGAAAUAUUGAAAAGACAAUGUGAUAAACUUAAAUCUGAUAAUGAUGCACUCAAGACUCAAAACAAGCAACUUCACUCCGAGUUGCAGUUACUGACUCUGAGUAACAGAGAAUCAGCAGGAGGAGGCACAACUAUUUUGUUUAAUCUGAACAAAGAAAACGAAGGGUCAAAUUGGAAUAAUGGAAGUGGUGAUGAGAACAGUACAAUAAUAGAUGUAAACCUUGGAACUACAACAAGAACAUCAUCAACAAACAGCCCACAUAACAACAACAACAAUAACAACCACGAUCAUGUCUUCCCAACGUCAGCUAAUUAUAAAAUAGAAGAACAAACUCAUGUCCCUGAAGAAGGAUAUUGCAACUUGUUCAACAAUGUCGUCGAAGAUCAAACAAACUAUUGGCCAUUGCCAGUGCAGCAACAUUUUUACUGAACUUUUUAUUCAAAAUAAACAAUUUUUUUUUGUUGUUGGACUUAUUGCAAUUGUUCAUAAUUCAUUGUGUGUAGUGAAAUGCGCAUAUGUUGUCGUACCAGAAUUAUCACGAAA